Molecule: messenger RNA, 1119 nt
Organism: Entamoeba invadens IP1
Lineage: Eukaryota; Evosea; Mastigamoebida; Endamoebidae
Product: serine/threonine protein kinase ark1, putative
Exons: 5
Coding region: 1-1119 (372 amino acids)
Biological process (GO): protein phosphorylation
Cellular component (GO): cytoplasm
Molecular function (GO): protein serine/threonine kinase activity; ATP binding
Source: RefSeq, a predicted model, not a curated record
AUGCAAAACACAUCAUUUGAGCAAACAGAUCCUUUUGACAACCCGAUCGAACAACUUCCUAAUAACAUCGGAAAGUAUCAGCGUGGACUUCUUCUUGGACAAACAUACGCCGGGUUCAUCUAUUCGGCUCUCGACACGGAGACUCGACACCUUGUCUCACUUAUUCAUGUCUAUCGGCGGUUUAGUCAACUUCAUUGGGAAGAUGUCGUCGAUUACCACAAAAAGGUGAAUCACACCAACGUGUUGACAGUGCAAGACCUAGUUCGAGAUGGUGACACCUGCAUUUUAAUCACUGAAUACUGCGGCUUCGGUCAAAUCAGCGACUACAUCUUUUCAUCAACGCGUUUCAAUGAAGAAACAGUCCAAAUCAUAGUGAUCCAACUCCUCAAUUUGAUCCACUACCUUUCUCUCAAUUCAAUUGUAUUCACACAUUUGAGAGUUUCUAACAUCUUCAUUAACACAGACGGAAAGGUAAAGUGCUUCGGCAUUUUUCCUGAAGAGUUUGCCAUCUGCUCGGGUCCAGUGUUCGUACCGCCAGACGCAUUCUUCGGGAACGACAAAAAGCCAAACGACUCGUGGGACGUGUGGGCACUUGGUGUUGUUAUUGUGGAGAUGAUGAAUGGGACAGCUCCAUUUGCUGAAAUGGCGGAUCUCUUAAAACUGUUUACUGUAGUGAAUGCGAAGAUCCCUCUUCCUAAAAGCGCAUCUGAUGGACUGAAGAAUUUACUUUCGUUGUGUCUAAAGAAAGAGGCGAAGAAGAGGUGUUCUAUAAGUGACGCGUUACAAGACCCCUGGGUCAAAGAUGUCAUUUGUGAAAGUGAUGUGCUCGAUAAAACAGCACUUGUCGACUAUUUAGAGAGUCAAGUUCCUUAUGACAAUUACAAUGUGAAAGGGGAGGAGAUCAAGAACUUCAUCGAAGAGUGUCCGUCCUUGAAACCGAUGAACGAAGAAACCUACCAAGAGAUCUCCGAGUUGACCAAUUUGAAGACGACGAGCGCGUUACUUGCAAAGAUCAAAACGGAAGUGCAAGAAUCCAAAGAUAUUGAAAAUGAAGAGGCGCGAACGAGUUGUCUUGCCUUUAUAGAAGCCAUGAAUAAACGCAUCGACCAAAUUGCAUAG